AUGUCAUCAUCAACAGCACCGAAAAAAAUUGCAAUUGUUGGUUCGGGUAAUUGGGGAAGUGCAAUUGCUAUUCAUAUUGGUGAAAAAGUUCGUAAAUUAAAAGGUCAAUAUGAUGAAAAAAUUUUAAUGUGGUGUAGAGAAGAAACAUUAGAUGAUGGAAGUAAAUUAACACAAGUUAUUAAUAAACAACAUGAAAAUGUUAAAUAUUUACCACAUGAAAAAAUUCCUGACAAUGUUAUUGCAGAACCUGAUCUUUGUGAAUCAGUUAAAGAUGCUGAUGUACUUAUAUUUGUUAUACCUCAUCAAUUUGUUAAAAAAACUUGUGAUCAAUUAAAAAAUAAAAUAAAAUCAACUGCAUUUGCAUUAACAUUAAUUAAAGGAUUUUAUGUUGAUGAACAAACAAAUGAUCUUAUGUUAGUUUCACAAUUAAUUAAAAAUACAUUAAAUAUUCCUUGUGUUUGUUUGAUGGGAGCUAAUAUUGCUCAUGAAGUAGCUGAAAAAAUUUUUUGUGAAGCCACAGUUGGUUCACGUGAUGAAAAACAUAGUGAAAUAGUUCGACAAUUAAUUGAUACACCUGAGUUUCGUUUACGUUUUUAUCCUGAUGUUGAAAUUAUUGAAAUGCUUGGUGCUUUAAAAAAUGUUAUUGCUGUGUGUGCUGGUUUUGCCGAUGGUUUAAAAGCUGGUUUUAAUACUCGAGCUGCUGUUCUUCGAUUAGGUUUUCGAGAAAUGGUUAAUUUUUGUCGUCUACUUGAAAAAGAAUCAACACCAGAACUUUAUUUAGAAUCAUGUGGUAUUGCUGAUUUAAUUGCAUCAGCAUUAGGUGGAAGAAAUUAUAAUGGAGCAAAAAAAUUAGCUGAAACAAAUAAAUCAUUAAAAGAAAUUGAAAAAGAAGAUCUUAAUGGACAAUCAUUGCAAGGUCCUGGAACAGCUAAAGAAGUUUAUCGUUUUCUUGAAGCAAAAAAUUUAUUAGAUAAAUUUCCAAUGUUUCGUGACGCUUAUCUUAUUUGUGAACAAAAACUUGAACCAAAAAAAUUAUUAGAAAAUCUACAUAAUCAUCCUGAAUUUCAGCAAAAAUAA
Rotaria sordida is the source of this 1077-nucleotide messenger RNA. NCBI's taxonomy places the organism in Eukaryota, Metazoa, Rotifera, Eurotatoria, Philodinida, Philodinidae. The record is from the annotation of a GenBank genome assembly.